Molecule: messenger RNA, 2039 nt
Organism: Arachis ipaensis
Lineage: Eukaryota; Viridiplantae; Streptophyta; Magnoliopsida; Fabales; Fabaceae
Source: RefSeq, a predicted model, not a curated record
UUGUACACAUAUACUUUUGUCAUAUUUAGGUAAUUCUGUUUCUGUCUUUAUCACUGAUGGGACUCUUGCGAUGAAUUUCUCUCCGUCUCCAAGUUCUCCAUGAAUUCACUUUCUCUGGUGCACCAUGCAAAGUUUGCCAAAAUUAUUAACUUUUUUUAUGUUAUAAAGUUUGAUGGAUUCUGUACUUUAUCAUUUGCUCUGUGUUUUCUCCUCACCUCCAUAAUCUCUGUUGUCACUUUGCUUCCCCUUUCUCUUUCUCGGCACAUUCUCUUCAUUUAUGGUCUGAUCUAUUGGCUUCAUCUUCUUAUCCACAGAUACAUUUACUACACACUUUGGUGAUUUUGUUCCUGUCUUUGUCACUGUGGGGCUCUUACGAUGAAUUUCUCUCCAUUUAUGAGUUUUCCAUGAAUUUACUUUCUCAGGUGCAUCAUAUAUGAUGAAAAAAAUCUAAUCCAAGAGUGUUAUGGUGUUUGACACUAUAUCAUAACAAGUACAAAAAUUCAAGAAACCAAUUGCUUCAAUUGAAUUAGUUUUUCAUCACCAGCUACUACUAUUGUGUGUGAGUGAGUGAGUGAGUGAGUAAUUAAGAGCUAGGGUGCUGGUUUUGUGGAAGAUCUUUUUAUAGCUCUUCCAUGUCGAAAGAUUCAUCAAUCUCGAGUUCUGACGAUGAUUCGGUUGUGUUCUUGGGGGAUGUUACACCCCAAGGUAACCGUAACCGUAACCGUUACCGUCGUGUGCGUCGACGCAUGCUUGAAGGUGACAACGGAAUACCUGCCAACCCUAACCCUAACGAUAACCGUAGCCUAAUCGUUGGAGGUCAUGAUCUGCGUGCGAGGAGGACCGUGACGGGUAAUAACCAGCCUAACCGUGACGGCAACGCUUCUGAAGAGAGUACUACAGCGACUAAGAAGGCAGCAGGUCAAGUAAGAAAGAGUGGUGAUGCAAACUUUCAAGUCGGUGAGAGCAGCAAAAUCCAAAAGAGGAAGACGAAGAAGAGGGGGAGGAAGAAGAAGAAGAAGGAGAACGACGAUGUUUUGGAUGAAAUGAGGAAUAAGUUGCUACGCGCCGGUUGGGAAAUUGGGAUUGAUGAAAAAGAUGAAGAAACUGUUUUCUAUGAUCUGAAAGGGAGAGCUUAUACCAAUUGCAUCAUAGCUGCGUACGAGUGUUUGAAAAAGAAGUAUGAGGAGCACAAAGGAAGAGGGAUCUAUUAUUUGAAGAAUUUCAAGUUUACUCCCAUCAAGGAUGAUGAUUUCGAGAAGCUUCUGUCAUGGAAAGAUGCUAAGAAGAGAAAAAGAAAAGAUGAAGCUCAUGACCCAAACCCUAAUAAUAACGAUCGUAAUAAGAGGGGAAAGAAUAGCAGGGAAGACGCGAACAAGAAGAAGCAGAAACAGAGGGUGGAAACGAGCAGGAAAGGAAAAGAGAAGGUUGUUUACGAUGAAUCUGAUUCUGAUUCUGAUUCUGAUUCUGACAAGGAUCCAAAUGAUAACACGUGUCUUCUCUGUGCAAAUGCUCGAGAAGGCACUCUAGUUUGUUGCGACGGUUGUCCUUCUUCUUUUCAUCUGAGCUGCUUGAAAUUACCUGGGGUUCCACCUGGUGACUGGUACUGCAGUUAUUGCAGAUGCAAAUUUUGUGGGUUGAUGACUGGUGCAGCUGAUGAUCCUAUGUCACGCACAUGUUGCUUUUGCGAGCAUAAAUAUCAUAGGUUCUGUUCACCCAUGACUGGUGGUAUCAUCAUUGAUCUUUCAGAUAAUCCGUUACACUUUUGCAGUAACAAAUGCGAACAGUUGUUUGCGAGAGUUCAAGGGCUUCUUGGGAUCAAACAUGAAAUUGGAGAUGGGUUUUCUUGCACUUUUUUAUCUGGAUUUGAGAAUAAUCGUCCUUCCCAACUUCCAGAAUGUCAUGACAAGCUGUUUAGUGCACUGAAAAUAAUGCAAGAUGGAUUCAAACCUGGAUAUGAUCAUAGAACAGGAGUAAAUUUGAUACAAAAUGUUGUAUACAGUCGUGGGUAAGGGCCACUUAGCCUUUCUUUUCUAUAUGCC